AUGAUUGAGGACAAGUAUAUCGGCCUCUCUUUGGCCGUUUCAUCGGCCCUGGCCAUUGGCACGAGUUUCGUCAUCACCAAAAAGAUGCAGGGUUUGAUGCAAGUCGAAGAAAAACAUGGCUUCGAAGGCGAUGGCUACGUCUACCUGCGCAACCCCCUUUGGUGGGCCGGUAUCGCAACUCUCGGUAUCGGCGAGAUUUGCAAUUUUGCUGCCUAUGCCUUUGCGCCAGCCAUUCUAGUCACCCCUCUCGGCGCCCUCUCAGUUCUCAUUGGUGCCGUUCUCGGCUCAUACUUCCUCAAGGAAGAGCUCGGUAUUCUAGGCAAGCUGGGAAGCGCCAUCUGCUUGAUUGGCGCUGUCGUCAUUGUUCUCCAUGCGCCACCCGACGAGGAGAUUGAGACUAUUGAUCAGAUUCUCCACUAUGCUGUGCAGCCUGGCUUCCUUCUUUACGCCGUCGCCGUUGUCGCAUUCGCCGUCUUCAUGAUCUACCGAGUUGCACCACUGUACGGCAAGAAGAAUGCUCUUAUCUAUCUCUCUAUCUGCUCGACAGUCGGCUCUAUUUCCGUCAUGUCCGCCAAAGCUUUCGGCAUCGCUCUCAAGAUUACCUUUGCUGGCAACAACCAGUUCAGUCAUCCUUCAACCUACGUCUUUAUGAUUUUGACUACACUCUGCAUCGUCACCCAGAUGAAUUACUUCAACAAGGCACUGGCCUGCUUCCCGAGCAAUAUUGUCAACCCUCUUUACUAUGUCACCUUUACGACUGCCACUCUUUGCGCCUCAUUCAUCCUGUUCAGUGGCUUCAACACGACCGACCCUGUCAACACUGUUUCGCUACUUUGCGGCUUCCUCAUCAUCUUUGCUGGUGUAUACCUCCUCAACCUCUCAAGAGGCGACCCCAACGGCCAAAAGAUUGCUGGUGCGCAUACCGGCUACGACGCCACUCCUACCGACAUGGUUUCCAGCUUCCAGACUCGUCGUAGUAUGCAGGCUCGCCGCAGCGGCGAUCCGUCACGCCACAGCAUUAGCAGCGCCCACGGUGACCGUGACGGCCUGAUCCGCGCGUACGAUGAGGAAGAGGCUGCCGGUUUUGGUUUGACCGAUUUGACCGAGGAGAGCGAGGAUGAGGGUCAUCGCCGGCCCAAUGGCAAUGGUCGCGCCAGCCGAAAUAAGGAGCAAGACACCAUUGAGCUUCAGAGCCGACAGUCCUCGGCGCGAUAG
Cordyceps militaris CM01 is the source of this 1215-nucleotide messenger RNA. RefSeq names its product DUF803 domain membrane protein. Gene Ontology annotation, cellular component: membrane. Gene Ontology annotation, biological process: magnesium ion transport. NCBI's taxonomy places the organism in Eukaryota, Fungi, Ascomycota, Sordariomycetes, Hypocreales, Cordycipitaceae. The record is from RefSeq and is a predicted model, not a curated record. The transcript is spliced from 7 exons. Bases 1 to 1215 code for a protein of 404 amino acids. Gene Ontology annotation, molecular function: magnesium ion transmembrane transporter activity.